AAAUAAUGGAAAACAGAUAUAAAGCGAUCGUCAACCAGAAGGAAGUAGAGACACAUGAACUAAGAGAGUGUCUAGAUCAUGAAGUCUUAGUCAAAAUCCUGAAAGUGCCAAUAAACCCAAUUGAUCACUUUAAGAUUAACGCUCCUCCAGAAGCACUACAGUCAUUACCUCCAUGCCCUGGUAUUGGAUUUGAUGCAGUCGGAGUAAUUGUCGACAGUGGGAAGAAUGUAGACACUUCGUUAGAAAACAAGAGAGUUGCUGUGUAUCAAACCUUCUUCGAUCCUGGAUAUUCAGGAACUUGGAGACAAUACCUCUACUGUAAGCCUGAAGAGGUCUACGUCCUUCCAUCCGAAAUCGAUGACGAAAGUGAGUGCUACUUCAUGGGAAAUCCACUAGCAACAUAUGGUCUUUACAUUCAAAGUGAAAAGCAUAACGCUAAGGCAAUAAUUCAGAAUGCUGCUUGCUCAUCAGUAGGGAAGAUGCUGAUUAGACUUUGAAAAAAGAACGGGAUUCCUGUCAUCAAUAUCGUCCGUUCAGAGUUCCAAGAAAAGUGUCUAAAAGAGUUAGGUGCUGAUAAUAUUUUCAAUUCUACUAGUGACACAUUCAUCGAUGAUAUAUCUGAGACUAUUACAACCCUUGGAGCUAACGUAUUCAUAGAGUGUGUUGGUGACAAAAGUAUUAAGCAGAUCAUGAAUGUAAUGCCACUAGGCUCAACAGUUCUCUUCUAUGGCACUUUGCAGCCUGAAAGUCUGGAUAUUUCCUCUCCAGAUAUCCUCUUCACUAUGAAGACUUUGACGUAUUUUUCUACACCAGGGUGGCUCCAAUCUUUGACCCUGGAAGAGAAACAGAGAAUAACUGAAGACAUAAUGAAGGACUUUACUGAAGGAGCAAAAGUGUAUGGCUGCAAGGUUGCCAAAAGUUACCCUCUAAGCGACCUAGAACUAGCCCUUGAAGAGUACCCAAAAUAUAGAUCUGAAGGAAAACUAGUCAUCUCCAUGCAAGAAAAGGAUUUAAUUGAUCUGAAAGCUUCAAUAUAUUAA
Molecule: messenger RNA, 1040 nt
Organism: Moneuplotes crassus
Lineage: Eukaryota; Ciliophora; Spirotrichea; Euplotida; Euplotidae
Source: the annotation of a GenBank genome assembly